AGAGAGAGAGUGGUCCUUAGCAAGAUCAAGCUCAUGUUAGUCACCUGUUGUGCCAAGGAGGGCGGGGAGCAAGGUCGCUUAGGACUUCGAUGUGUCAGAACUCAUCUUACCCAUAUAGGUUACUUUUGUGGAAGUUGCUAAGUUGAUCUGCGCAGUGGGACAAGAUGCAUUACAAUAAUGAAGGCUUGGUCCAGUUUGCCGAGACAGCGGGUGAUCACGAGGGCCGCCUCACCCACAAGUCGCCUCCCAAGACACUGUAUGAUUCAGCUUACAAGGAACGAUGGUUUAAACUGAAAGCCAACCUACUGUUCUACUAUCGUUUGAAUGAGUUUGGUGGAGUAGAGAAAAAUGAGCCGAGUGGUGUCUUUGUUUUGGAGAAUGUUGAUAUUCAGAUGGAACAGACGGACCUUCCCUUUGGAUUUGCUAUCAGGUGGAAGGACGACUUGGAGAGGAAGCAUCUCUUCUUUGCCAGCUCAGAAGCAAGUGCUGUGACAUGGAUGAAUAAAUUGAUAAAUGCAAGUUAUGAACACUUGAGAGCACAGAUGGUAAUGUUAAGAGUUCAGAUUAGAAGGAAAACAGGAAAGGAUCCCCUUGAACACCUCGGUACCCCUCUCAUGCAGCGGACAGCACGGGCAGAUACAAAGCGCAAGUCACGAUUCCACGUUGACUUGGAGGAAAAUGAGAAAGAGUUAUCAGAGGAAUAUGCAUUACAAUCAUCUAGUCUUACAGAUCACCAGAGACCAGAUAGAUUGAGUCCAUCGAGGUACAGUUUGCCAGUAAAAAGUCCUUAUUUGAAGGUGAAAGUUGAAAAGAGUUUGUCAUGCAAGGAACCAGUGCGAGCUGCUCCAAUCCCUCCUCCAAGGAAAGGAAAGAAACACAUCAGUCAAAAUGGACACGUGGUGGUGGAUGAUUUAAUACCAGGACUGGAAAGCAAGAUUGUAGAUGACUUGGUAGUAGGUGUGGGGGGCAGCAGGGCCUCAUUCAGGUGCCAUAUAGAUGAUGAGUGUCUUCCUAACAAAAAAGACAACUUGCUUGACUGACUUGAGUCUCUGUGUCAGCAAGUCAGCCUCAGAAUGAAUCUCUUCCUUUACAGUUAGCUUAAGUCACUCAUUAAUGGUCUCUGACAUGAGUGCUGUUUGACAUGAAGGCAUUGAAGUGUGUAUUGCUAUAAUAUUUAACCCAAAUAAUCCUCAGGUGCCUUAUGAGAAUAUGAAUAUUUUGUGAUAUAUGUGUGUGCUUCUACCGAUGGAAAUGAACAAUAUGGUAUACAUAAUUUGUAUUCUAAUAUUUAUAUAACAUUGAUCUUUGUUCAGUAUGUAUUUGUAUUCAAUUUGAAGUGUACCAUUCCAUACCUUAAUACAUACAUAAGUAUAUUUAUAUUGUAAUUGGUGAUAAUAGUACAAGUCUGUACUUGCUCAUAGUCUGUCAUUGGAUAGCAAUAUGCUAUCCAUCUCUAUUUAUCCAUCUGUCUAUAUAUCUAUUUGUAUCUGAUGUCUGUUCCUGAAACUCCAAAGAGGAAACUGCCACAGAGGAGUCUUUAUUGACUUCUGUAGUUGCAUUACCUCCUUGCAUGCUCUAGUCCUCUUAUUCUCUUCCACUCUAUUCUCAUGCACACUUCAGUACUCCAUCUCAUGCUUCACUGGACGUUGUUCUCCUGCACCCACCACAUCUUUCAUGCUCAUGUGUAUGUCCACUUUGCUCAUCAUUUAAUAUCCUUUCCAGGAGAUCAAACCACCACAGGAAGCUGCAUUUCAUCUCCCUUUGUCACUCCACACUUAAUUUCUUCAGCUUCUCUUGAUCUGUUAUAAACACUCAUUACUUUCAAUGUGCAUUACUCACCAUGAUACAGCAUUUUAUCCCAGUAAAGAAAGACUCCUCAUCUCAUGCAGUAAUCAUUCAUUUGCUAUGUCAUAUACACCAAUUCAUAACACUGCUGUCAAGUGCAUAUCCUAUCUGUACAGCAUCAGUACACACAACAUUUAACAGGCAUGCCUUUUUGGUAAAACUAGCCCUAGAAGUUAGUGGAAAACAUGAAAAUAUAUCUUACGUAAACCUUCAAGUUUGUUAAUUGACAUUUUUCUUGUGUGUAGGGAAUGCAACUGCAUUAGUGCUGUAUUUCUCUCUCUCUCUCUCUCUCUCUCUCUCUCUCUCUCUCUCUCUCUCUCUCUCUCUCUCUCUCU
Messenger RNA from Portunus trituberculatus (swimming crab), 2180 nucleotides. RefSeq lists its product as uncharacterized. Gene Ontology annotation, cellular component: trans-Golgi network; recycling endosome; early endosome. Lineage: Eukaryota; Metazoa; Arthropoda; Malacostraca; Decapoda; Portunidae. Bases 165 to 1040 code for a protein of 291 amino acids. The transcript has 8 exons. Gene Ontology annotation, biological process: endosome organization; retrograde transport, endosome to Golgi; receptor recycling. The record is from RefSeq and is a predicted model, not a curated record.